Budorcas taxicolor (takin) is the source of this 13606-nucleotide messenger RNA. RefSeq names its product tenascin XB (gene TNXB). Lineage: Eukaryota; Metazoa; Chordata; Mammalia; Artiodactyla; Bovidae. The record is from RefSeq and is a predicted model, not a curated record. Gene Ontology annotation, molecular function: protein binding.
AUGGACUGUGGCCCGCCAGGCUUCUCCAUCGGAUUUCCCAGACAAGAAUACUGGAGUGGGUUACCAUUUCCUACUCCAGGGGCUCUUCUCGACCCAGGCAGGGAUCGACUCGAGUUUCCUGCAUUGGCAGCCUCCAGAAAGAUGCCCACCCAAUGUUCCCUAACUUCCAUCCUGGCUCUUCUGAUGCUGCUGGGCACUGUCACAGCAGGCCCUUUCUCUCCACGUUCCAAUGUGACACUCCCAGCCCCACGGCCCCCUCCGCAGCCGGGGGGCCGUACAGUGCAGCCAGAAGGGGGAGGCCCUUCUUCUCGGCUCUACGAGCACACCGUGGAAGGAGGGGAGAAGCAGGUGGUGUUCACCCACCGCAUUAACCUGCCCCCUUCAGCUGGCUGUGGCUGUCCCCCAGGCACUGAGCCCCCUGUCCCUGCUUCAGAGGUGCAGGCCCUGAGGGUCCGAUUGGAGAUCCUGGAGGAGCUGGUGAAGGGGCUCAAGGAACAGUGCACUGGGGGGUGUUGUCCUCCGGCUGCCCAGGCUGGCACAGGCCAGACCGACAUUCGAAGCCUCUGCAGUCUCCAUGGCGUGUUUGACCUGAGCCGCUGUGCCUGCUCCUGCGAGCCAGGCUGGGGUGGGCCCACCUGCUCGGAUCCCGCAGGUGCGGAGGGACCCCCCUCCUCACCACCCUCUGCCCCCGGUUCCUGCCCGGAUGACUGCAAUGAUCAGGGUCGCUGCGUCCGUGGUCGCUGCGUGUGCUUCCCUGGCUACACCGGGCCCAGUUGUAGCUGGCCCUCCUGCCCCGGGGACUGCCACGGCCGCGGGCGCUGCGUGCAGGGCGUGUGCGCGUGCCGCUCGGGCUUCUCCGGGGACGACUGCAGUGUGCGCUCCUGCCCUCGCGGCUGCAGCCAGAGGGGACGCUGCGAGGACGGGCGCUGCGUGUGCAAUCCAGGCUACAGUGGCGAGGACUGUGGGGUGAGGAGCUGCCCCCGAGACUGUAGCCAGAGAGGACGCUGCGAGAAUGGGCGCUGCGUGUGCAACCCCGGUUACACUGGCGACGACUGUGGGGUGAGGAGCUGUCCCCGAGGCUGCAGCCAGAAGGGGCGAUGCGAGGACGGGCGCUGCGUCUGUGACCCGGGCUACGCUGGUGACGACUGCGGCUCGCGGACCUGCCCGUGGGACUGUGGCGAGGGCGGGCGCUGUGUGGACGGCCGCUGCGUGUGCUGGCCCGGGUACGCGGGCGAGGACUGCAGCACGCGGACCUGUCCCCGCGCCUGUCGGGGCCGAGGGCGUUGCGAGGAUGGCGAAUGCAUCUGCGAUCCCGGGUACAGUGGGGACGACUGCGGCGUGCGCAGCUGCCCGGGCGACUGCAACCAAAGGGGCCGCUGCGAGGACGGCCGCUGCGUGUGCUGGCCCGGGUACUCGGGGCCCGACUGCGGCGCGCGCGCCUGCCCGCGCGACUGUCGGGGCCGCGGGCGCUGCGAGAACGGCGUAUGCGUGUGCCACGCGGGCUACAGUGGCGAGGACUGCGGCGUGCGCAGCUGUCCCGGGGACUGUCGCGGCCGGGGCCGUUGCGAGAGUGGCCGCUGCGUGUGUUGGCCCGGGUACACAGGCCGGGACUGCGGUACGCGCGCCUGCCCUGGCGACUGUCGCGGGCGCGGGCGCUGCGUAGACGGCCGCUGCGUGUGCAACCCGGGCUUCGCAGGAGAGGACUGCGGGAGCCGUCGGUGUCCCGGGGACUGUCGUGGUCGCGGCCGCUGCGAAGAUGGCGUGUGCUCGUGCGAUGUGGGCUACGAGGGCGAAGACUGCGGCACGCGCAGCUGCCCCAGGGGUUGCCAAGGCCGCGGCCAGUGCCUGGAGGGGCGCUGCGUGUGCGACGACGGCUACGAGGGUGAGGACUGCGGCGUGAGACGGUGCCCGCGCGACUGCAACCAGCGGGGCGUGUGCCAGGAUGGUGUGUGCACCUGUUGGGAGGGCUUCGCGGGCGAGGACUGCGGCCUCCGUGCCUGCCCCUCCAACUGUCACCGGCGCGGCCGCUGCGAGAACGGGCGCUGCUUGUGCGACUCUGGCUACACAGGCCCCUCCUGCGCCACCCGCACCUGCCCGGCCGACUGCCGGGGCCGUGGUCGCUGUGUGCAGGGCGUGUGCGUGUGCCACGUGGGCUACAGCGGCGAGGACUGUGGGCAGGAAGAGCCUCCUGCCAGCGCCUGCCCCGGGGGCUGCGGGCCACGGGAACUGUGCCGCGCAGGCCAGUGUGUCUGCGUCGAGGGCUUCCGGGGCCCCGACUGCGCCAUCCAGACGUGCCCCGGGGACUGCCGCGGCCGGGGAGAGUGUCAUGAGGGCAGCUGCGUCUGCCAAGACGGCUAUGCAGGGGAAGACUGCGGGGAAGAGGUGCCAGCCAUCGAGGGCAUGAGGAUGCACCUGCUGGAGGAGACGACAGUUCGGACAGAGUGGACCCGGGCUCCCGGCAAUGUGGAUGCCUAUGAAAUCCAGUUCAUCCCAACGACAGAGGGGGCGAGCCCCCCAUUCACAGCACGGGUGCCCAGCUCUUCCUCAGCCUAUGACCAGAGAGGAUUAGCCCCUGGUCAGGAGUACCAGGUCACUGUCCGUGCCCUUCGAGGGACUAGCUGGGGCCCUCCUGCCUCCAAGACCAUCACCACCAUGAUUGACGGCCCCCAGGACCUCCGCGUGGUGGCUGUGACACCAACCACACUGGAGCUCAACUGGCUGCGCCCCCAGGCUGAAGUGGACCGGUUUGUGGUGUCCUACGUCAGUGCUGGCAACCAGAGGGUGCGGCUGGAAGUGCCCUCCGAGGCAGACCGGACGCUGCUGACUGGCCUGAUGCCAGGCGUAGAAUAUGUGGUGACCGUCACUGCCGAGCGGGGCCGGGCAGUAAGCUACCCAGCUUCCAUCAGGGCCAACACAGCACCAGGCCACUACAGUUACCCGGAGGCGCAGCCCCCAGCGCCGCCCCCCAAGCCCCGGCCCCGGCCGGCCCCGGCCCCGCGGCCCCCGCGGCCCGAGCGCCCAGCGCCGCCCCCUCGGCCCUCGCGGCCCGCGGAGCAGGGGGAGGCGGAGUCUCCGCCGCGGCCGAGCCCGCCCCAGGCCCCUCGGCGGGCGUGGGGCAACCUGACCGCCGAGCUGGGCCGCUUCCGCGGCACGGUGCAGGACCUGGAGCGUCACCUGCGGGCUCACGGCUACCCACUGCGAGCCAACCAGACCUACACGUCGGUGGCGCACCACAUCCACGAAUACUUGCAGCGGCGUCGCUCCCCUGCACCCCCGCCCGGUCGCCCCCACCCCACCGCCAGCCCCGACUCGGGCACCUGGAAGCGGGACUCCAACCAGGGCAUCUACGGCCUCUCGCCCGAAGGCGUCGACCGGGUGGCGGCGCCCCGCCACCCCAAGCCCGAGGUGCUGGGCACUUCCGCCGACGGCGCGCUCCUCGUGUCGCUCGACGGGCUCCGCGGCCACUUCGAGCGCGUGGUGCUGCGCUGGCGGCCACAGCCGCCCGCGGAGGGGCCCGCCGGGGAGCUGACCGUGCCGGGCACCGCGCGCACCGUCAGUCUGCCCGAUCUCAAGCCCGGCACCACCUACCACGUGGAGGUCCACGGGGUGCGGUCAGGGCAGACCUCCAAGUCCUACGCCUUCAUCACCACCACAGGGUCCUCCCUCUCAGGCCUCAUGGGGGCCACUGAUGAGCCUCCUCCCUCAGGCCCUUCAACGACUCAAGGGGCUCAGGCCCCUGUCCUGCAGCAGCGCCCCCAGGAGCUGGCCGAGUUGAGGGUGCUGGGCAAAGACAAGACAGGGCGCCUCCGAGUGGCCUGGACCGCCCAGCCUGACACCUUUGCCCACUUCCAGCUGCGCCUACGGGUGCCCGAAGGGCCAGAGGCCCAUGAGGAGCUACUGCCAGGGGAUGUCCGUCAAGCUCUGGUGCCCUCACCCCCUCCCGAAUCCCCCUACGAGCUGUCACUUCGUGGGAUCCCUCCCGAUGGCGAGCCCUCUGCCCCUCUCAUCUACCAAGGCAUUAUGGACAAGGAUGGGGAGAAACCUGGGAAGCCCUUGGCCCCACCUCGCCUGGGCAAGCUGACAGUGACAGACGUGACCUCGGACUCCCUGCUUCUGCACUGGACAGUCCCUGAGGGCGAGUUCGAUUCCUUCAUCAUCCAGUACAAAGACAGGGACAGGCCCCAGGUGGUGCCUGUAGAGGGGCCCCAGCGCUCUGCCCUCAUCUCCAACCUGGACGUCGGCCGCAAGUACAAAUUUGUCCUGUACGGGCUCGUGGGCAAGAAGAGGCACGGCCCCCUGGUGGCUGAAGCCAAGAUCUUGUCUCAGACUGAUCCCAACCCAGUGACUCCACCCCGCCUGGGGAAGCUGUGGGUGACUGAUCCCACCCCAGACUCACUGCACCUCUCCUGGACUGUCCCUGAGGGCCAGUUUGACUCCUUCGUGGUCCAGUACAGGGACAGGGACGGCCGGCCGCAGGUGGUGCCCGUGGAAGGGCCCGAGCGCUCCAUCAUUAUCUCCCCACUGGACCCUGACCACAAGUACAGAUUCACUUUGUUUGGAAUUGCCAACAAGAAGCGGCACGGCCCCCUCACGGCCGAUGGCACCACCGCCCCAGAGAAGAAAGAGGAGUCCCGCCACCCAGAGCCCCCAGAGCAGCCCCUGCUGGGGGAGCUGACAGUGGCUGGCGCCACUGCAGACUCCCUGCGCCUCUCCUGGACGGUGGCCCAGGGCUCUUUCGACUCCUUCGUGGUCCAGUACAAGGAUGCCCAGGGGCGGCCCCAAGCAGUGCCCGUCAGGGGUGAUGAGAAUGAGGUCGCCAUCCCUGGCCUGGAGCCCGACCGGAAGUAUAAGAUGAACCUCUACGGGCUUCAUGGCAGGCAGCGCAUGGGGCCCGUGUCCGUGGUGGCCAUCACAGCCCCCCAGGAAGUCCUGGAUGAGACCCCCAGUGCCACAGAGAUGGAGGAGACCCCCAGCCCCACAGAACCCAGCACAGAGGCCACAGAGCCCCCCAAGAAGCCCCUCCUGGGGGAGCUGAUGGUGACGGGAUCCUCCCCAGACUCGCUGAGCCUCUCCUGGACCAUCCCCCAGGGCCACUUCGACUCCUUCACCGUCCAGUACAGAGACGGGGACGGGCAACCCAGGGUGGUGAGGGUCCCCGGGGACGAGGAUGGGGUCACCAUCUCGGGCCUGGAGCCAGACCACAAGUACAAGAUGAACCUGUACGGCUUCCAUGACCGCCAGCGUGUGGGCCCCGUCUCUGUCAUCGGGGUGACCACUACAGAGGAAGAGGCCCCCAGCCCCACAGAGGUGGAGGAGACCCCCAGCCCCACAGAGAUGGAGGAGACCCCCAGCCCCACAGAACCCAGCACAGAGGCCCCGGAGCCCCCCGAGGAGCCCCUCCUGGGGGAACUGACGGUGACGGGAUCCUCCCCGGACUCGCUGAGCCUCUCCUGGACUGUCCCCCAGGGCCACUUCGACUCCUUCACCGUCCAGUACAAGGGCGGGGACGGGCCCCAGGUGGUGCGUGUCGGGGGCGAGGAGACUGAGGUGACCGUUGGGGGCCUGGAGCCCGGACACAAGUACAAGAUGAACCUGUACGGCCUGCACGGGGGGCGGCGCGUGGGCCCUGUGUCCACCAUGGGCGUGACCGCUCCACAAGCAGAAGAGACUCCUCCGGCUACCGAGCCCCCCAAGGAACCGCGCCUCGGGGAGCUGACAGUGACAGAUGUGACCCCCAACUCCGUGGGCCUCGCGUGGACAGUCCCGGAGGGCCAGUUUGACUCUUUUGUGGUCCAGUACAAGGACAGGGAUGGGCAACCCCACAUGGUCCCUGUGGCCGCAGACCAGCGAGAGGCCACUGUCUCCGGGCUAGAGCCUGAGCGCAAAUACAGGAUGAAUAUGUACGGGCUACAUGGUGGGCAGCGCGUGGGCCCCCUCUCCGUGGUGGCCCUGACCGCUCCCGUCCCUCCAGCCCCAGUCACAGAGGCCCCCGUGGAGCCACGCCUGGGGGAGCUGACGGUGACGGACGUGACCCCGGACUCUGUGGGCCUCUCCUGGACUGUCCCCGAGGGCGAAUUCGACUCCUUCUUGGUCCAGUACAAGGACAGGGACGGGCAGCCCCAGGUGGUGCCUGUGGCCGCCGACCAGCGCGAGGUCACCGUCCCCGGCCUGGAGCCCAGUAGGAAAUACAAGUUCCUGCUCUUCGGGAUCCAAGAUGGGAAACGCCGCAGCGCAGUCUCUGUGGAGGCAAAGACAGUUGGCCGAGGUGACGCCAGCCCAGGAGCCCCACCCCGCCUUGGGGAGCUGUGGGUGACAGACCCCACCCCAGACUCACUGCGCCUCUCCUGGACAGUCCCUGAGGGCCACUUCGACUCCUUUGUGGUCCAGUUCAAGGACAGGGAUGGGCCUCACGUGGUGUCCGUGGAGGGCCACGAGCGCUCAGUCACCAUCAGCCCUCUGGACUCCGGCCGCAAGUACAGAUUCCUAGUCUACGGCCUUCUGGGCAAGAGGCGCCAUGGCCCCCUCACUGCCGAGGGCACCACAGAGACCCGCAGAGCUGUGGCUGAGACUGGAACAAAGCGUCCUUCAAAACCACGUCUGGGGGAGGAGCUGCAGGUGACCAGUGUGACAUCAGACUCCGUGGGCCUCUCAUGGACGGUCCCCGAGGGCCACUUCGACUCCUUUGUGAUCCAGUACAGGGACAGAGAUGGGCAACCCCAGGUGGUGCCCGUGGAGGGCAGCCACAGGGAGGUCAGUGUCUCGGGCCUGGAUCCUGCCCGCAGGUACAAGCUGCUGCUCUACGGGCUGUCCAGGGACAAGCGAGUGGGUCCCAUCUCCGCCAUCGCCGUGACCGAACCAGCUCCCAGGGAAGAAAUCGAAGCAGAGCCUGCAACCUUUAGUCCUCCAGCAUCUGAGCCCCGUCUGGGGGAGGUGACUCUGGAGGAGGCCACCCCACAGAGCCUGCAUCUCUCCUGGACGGCAACUGAGGGAGAAUUUGACUCCUUCAAGGUCCAAUACACAGACGAGGAUGGGCAACUUCAAGAAGUUAAUGUAGAGGGCAACCAGCAUGACAUCACCAUCUCUGACCUGGAAUCUGACCACAGAUAUCUGGUGAGCCUAUACGGUUUCCACAACGGGCAACGUGUUGGUCCUGCCCACAUCGAGGCCAUGACAGCCCCAAGAGAGGAGGAUGAUGAACCUUCAGAAUCUCUCUCUACCACCCAAACCCCGUCCACCGCGGUCCCUGAGCCUCCCAUCAAGCCCCGCCUGGGGGAGCUGGCGGUGACGGACGCCACCCCCGACUCCCUGAGCCUCUCCUGGACCAUCCCCGAGGGCCAGUUCGACCACUUCCUGAUCCAGUACAAGAACGGGGACGGGCAACCCAAGGCAGUGAGGGUCCCUGGGGAUGAGGACGAGGUCACCAUCUCGGGCCUGGAGCCAGACUACAAGUACAAGAUGAACCUGUACGGCUUCCACGACCGCCAGCGCGUGGGCCCCAUCUCUGUCAUCGGGGUGACCACUGCAGAAGAGGAGACCCCCAGCCCCACAGAGAUGGAGGAGACCCCCAGCCCCACAGAGAUGGAGGAAACCCCCAGUCCCACAGAACCCAGCACAGAGGCCCCAGAACCCCCCAAGGAGCCCCUGCUGGAGGAGCUAACAGUGACAGGAUCCUCCCCGGACUCGCUGAGCCUCUCCUGGACCGUCCCCCAGGGCCACUUUGACUCCUUCACCGUCCAGUACAAGAACGGGGACGGGCAGCCGAAGGUGGUGAGGGUGCCGGGGCAUGACAAUGGGGUCACCAUCUCGGGCCUGGAGCCAGACCACAAGUACAAGAUGAACCUGUACGGCUUCCACGACCGCCAGCGCGUGGGCCCCGUCUCUGUCAUCGGGGUGACCACUACAGAGGAAGAGACCCCCAGCCCCACAGAGGUGGAGGAGACCCCCAGCCCCACGGAGCCCAGCACAGAGGCUCCAGAGACCCCUGAGGAGCCCCUCCUGGGGGAGCUGAUGGUGACGGGAUCCUCCCCAGACUCGCUGAGCCUCUCCUGGACUGUCCCCCAGGGCCACUUCGACUCCUUCACCGUCCAGUACAAGGGCGGGGACGGGCCCCAGGUGGUGCGUGUCGGGGGCGAGGAGACUGAGGUGACCGUUGGGGGCCUGGAGCCCGGACGCAAGUACAAGAUGAACCUGUACGGCCUGCACGGGGGGCAGCGCGUGGGCCCCGUGUCCACCGUGGGCGUGACCGCCCCAGAAGAGGAGCCCCCGGCUAGCCCUCCUUUGAAGCCACAGCUGGGGGAGCUGACUGUGACAGACGCCACCCCCGACUCCCUGAGCCUCUCCUGGACCAUCCCAGAGGGCCAGUUCGACCACUUCUUAGUCCAAUACAAGAAUGGGGACGGGCAGCCCAAGGCGGUGAGGGUGCCCGGGGACGAGGGCGGGGUCACCAUCUCGGGCCUGGAGCCAGACCACAAGUACAAGAUGAACCUGUACGGCUUCCACGCCCGCCAGCGCGUGGGCCCCGUCUCCACUGUCGGCUUAACUGCCUCAGAAAAAGACCAAGAAAUGACCCCAGCCCCAACAGACCUGCCCACUGUAGCUCCUGAGCCUCCUAUCAAGCCCCGCCUGGCGGAGGUAACCGUGACGGAUGCCACCCCUGACUCCCUGAGCCUCUCCUGGACCGUCCCCGAGGGCCAAUUCGACCACUUCCUGAUCCAGUACAAGAACGGAGACGGGCAGCCCAAGGCAGUGAGGGUGCCUGGGGACGAGGACGGGGUCACCAUCUCCGGCCUGGAGCCAGACCAAAAGUACAAGAUGAACCUGUACGGCUUCCACGACCGCCAGCGUGUGGGCCCCAUCUCUGUCAUCGGGGUGACCACUGCAGAGGAAGAGACCCCCAGCCCUACAGAGGUGGAGGAGACCCCCAGCCCCACAGAACCCAGCACAGAGGCCCCGGAGCCCCCCGAGGAGCCCCUCCUGGGGGAGCUGACAGUGACAGGAUCCUCCCCGGACUCGCUGAGCCUCUCCUGGACCGUGCCCCAGGGCCACUUCGACUCCUUCACCGUCCAGUACAAGGGCGGGGACGGGCCCCAGGUGGUGCGUGUCGGGGGCGAGGAGACUGAGGUGACCGUUGGGGGCCUGGAGCCCGGACGCAAGUACAAGAUGCACCUGUACGGCCUGCAUGGGGGGCGGCGCGUGGGCCCCGCGUCCACCGUGGGCAUGACCGACCCUCGGGAGGUUGUGGAAGAGACCCCCAGCCCCACGGAGCCCAGCACAGAGGCCCCAGAGCCCCCCGAGGAGCCCCUCCUGGGGGAGCUGACGGUGAUGGGAUCCUCCCCAGACUCGCUGAGCCUCUCCUGGACUGUCCCCCAGGGCCACUUCGACUCCUUCACCGUCCAGUACAAGGGCGGGGACGGGCCCCAGGUGGUGCGUGUUGGGGGUGAGCAGACUGAGGUGACCGUUGGGGGCUUGGAGCCCGGACGCAAAUACAAGAUGAACCUGUACGGCCUGCACAGGGGGCGGCGCGUGGGCCCCGUGUCCACCGUGGGCGUGACCGCUCCGGACUAUGAGGCCGUGACCACCCAAACCCCCUCCACCGCGGUCCCCGAACCUCCCACCAAGCCCCGCCUGGGGGAGGUGACCGUGACGGAUGCCACCCCUGACUCCCUGAGCCUCUCCUGGACCGUCCCCGAGGGCCAGUUCGACCACUUCCUGAUCCAGUACAAGAAUGGGGACGGGCAGCCCAAGGCAGUGAGGGUGCCUGGGGACGAGGACGGGGUCACCAUCUCGGGCCUGGAGCCAGACCACAAGUACAAGAUGAACCUGUACGGCUUCCACGACCGCCAGCGUGUGGGCCCCGUCUCUGUCAUUGGGGUGACCAGUGAGUGGACGGUGGAAGCCCCAGGAUGGGACCUAGUGGGAGGAUCACCUUCUCAGGUGAAGGGGGAGUGGAGUGUGGGAGGCCCCUCUCCUCAAGGCUGAGAAGAGACCCCCAGCCCCACAGAGAUGGAGGAGACCCCCAGCCCCACAGAGAUGGAGGAGACCCCCAGCCCCACAGAACCCAGCACAGAGGCCCCGGAGCCCCCCGAGGAGCCCCUCCUGGGGGAACUGAUGGUGACGGGAUCCUCCUCGGACUCGCUGAGCCUCUCCUGGACCAUCCCCCAGGGCCACUUCGACUCCUUCACCGUCCAGUACAAGGGCAGGGACGGGCCCCAAGUGGUGCGUGUCGAGGGCGAGGAGACUGAGGUGACCGUUGGGGGCCUGGAGCCUGGACGCAAGUACAAGAUGAACCUGUACGGCCUGCACGGGGGGCGGCGCGUGGGCCCCGCGUCCACCGUGGGUGUGACCGCCUCCCUGACUACAGAGCGCCCCCUGGCACCCCGCCUAGGGGAGCUGGCGGUGGCAGCCGUGACCUCGGACACAGCGCGUCUCUCAUGGACGGUGGAGCAGGGGCCCUUUGACGCCUUCCUGGUCCAGUACAAGGAUGUGCAGGGGCAGCCCCAGGCCGUACCCGUGGCUGGAGACCUCCGAGAGGUCACAGUUUCCAGUCUGGCCCCCGGCCGCAAGUACAAGUUCCUCCUGUUCGGACUCCGGGAUGAGAAGCGACACGGCCCAGUCUCUGCAGACGCAAAGACUCUCCCAGACACGAAACUUGCUCCCCACCUGGGGGAGCUGACAGUGACGGAUGUGACCCCGGACUCCGUGGGCCUCUCCUGGACAGUCCCUGAGGGUGAAUUCGACUCCUUCGUGGUCCAGUACAAGGACAGGGACGGGCAGCCCCGCGUGGUGCCUGUGGCCGCCGACCAGCGCGAGGUCACCGUCCCCAGCCUGGAGCCCAGUAGGAAAUACAAGUUCCUGCUCUAUGGGCUGGUAGGCAGGAAACGACUGGGCCCCAUCUCCGCUGAAGGCAGCACAGCCCCCCUGGAGAAGGAACGACAGCCCCCACCCCGCCUGGGGGAGCUGACAGUGACGGAUGAGACCCCAAACUCCCUGCGCCUCUCAUGGACGGUGGCCCGGGGCCCCUUUGACUCCUUCGUGGUCCAGUACAGGGGCACAGAUGGGCAGCCCCGGAUGGUGCCUGUGGCCGCAGACCAGAGGGAGUUCACCGUAGAGGGCCUGGAGCCCGGCAGGAAAUACAAGUUUUUGCUUUACGGGCUCCUCGGAGGACAGCGCCUGGGCCCCGCCUCUGUCCUGGGAAUGACAGCCCCAGAAGAGGACACACCAGCGCCCUGGCGUGCAGCCACGGAAGCCCCCAAGCCCCCUGUAGGGCCCCGCCUAGGGGUGCUGGCAGUGAGGGACGUGUCCCCGGACUCCCUGCGCCUCUCCUGGAGUGUGGUCCAGGGCCCCUUUGACUCCUUCGUGGUCCAGUAUCAGGACACAGAUGGGCAGCCCCAGGCCUUGCUCGUGGGGGGCGACCAGAACAAGGUCCUCGUGUCAGGCCUGGAGCCCAGCACCUCCUACGAGUUCUUCCUCUACGGCCUCCACGAAGGGAAGCGCUUGGGGCCCGUCUCAGCUGAGGGCACCACAGGGCCAGUUCCUGCGGGUCAGACGCCCGGAGAGCCCGGGCCCAGGCUGUCUCACCUGUCGGUGACGGAUGUGACCACGAGUUCACUGCGGCUCAACUGGGAGGCCCCACCCGAGGCCUUUGACUCCUUCCUGCUCCGCUUCGGAGUCCCAUCUCCAAGCACCCUGGAACCACAGCUACGUCCCCUGCUGCAGCGGGAGCUGACGGUGCCAGGGACACGGCGCUCGGCUGUGCUGCGGGACCUGCAUCCAGGGACCCUGUACACCCUUACAUUGUACGGGCUGCGCGGGCCCCACAAGGCCGACAGCAUCCAGGGCACAGCCCGGACCCUCAGCCCAGUUCUGGAGAGCCCCCGUGACCUCCAAUUCAGCGAAAUCAGGGAGACCUCAGCCAGGGUCAGCUGGACGCCCCCAACAUCCAGGGUGGACGGCUUCAAAGUUUCCUACCAACUGGCAGAUGGAGGGGAGCCACAGAGUGUGCAGGUGGAUGGCCGGACCCAGAAACUCGAGGGGCUGAUCCCAGGAGCUCAAUAUGAGGUGACUGUGGUCUCCGUCCGUGGCUUUGAGGAAAGUGAGCCUCUCACGGGCUUCCUGACCACAGUUCCUGAUGGCCCCACCCAGCUGCGGGCACUGAACCUGACUGAUGAAUCUGCCCUGCUGCACUGGAAGCCCCCCCAGACUCCGGUGGAUACCUAUGACGUCAAGGUCACAGCCCUAGGGGCCCCUUCCCUCCAGGCCUCAGCCCCUGGGAGCGCUGUGGACUACCCCCUGCAGGGUCUGGUGACCCACACCAACUACACAGCAACCUUGCGUGGCCUUCGGGGCCCCAACUUCACCUCCCCAGCCAGCAUCACCUUCACCACAGGAUUGGAGGCACCCCAGGACUUGGAGGCCAAGGAAGUGACCCCCCGCACAGCCCUGCUCACUUGGACAGCGCCCGAAGUCUCCCCAACUGGUUACCUGCUCAGCUUCAACACCCCAGGGGGACAGACCCAGGAGAUCGUGCUGCCAGGAGGGGUCACCUCUCACCAGCUCCGCGGCCUCUUUCCCUCCACCCCCUACAGCACCUGGCUCCGGGCCAUGUGGGGUGACAGCUUCACUCCCCCCGUGACCACUUCCUUCACCACUGGUGGACUGCGGAUCCCCUUCCCCCGGGACUGUGGGGAGGAGAUGCAGAACGGGGUCAGCACAUCAAGGACCACCACCAUCUUCCUCAAUGGCAACCGCGAGCGACCUCUGAACGUGUUUUGCGACAUGGAGACCGAUGGGGGUGGCUGGCUGGUGCGUGGCGGUCAGAAGCCCAUGGGGUCUGUAUCAGGAGGGGUUGCCAGGCCGGGGCACAGGCUGAUGGUACCGCCACCUACUUUCCAGGUAUUCCAGCGCCGCAUGGAUGGAAAAACGGACUUCUGGAGGGACUGGGAGGACUACGCCCAUGGUUUUGGGAACAUCUCUGGGGAGUUCUGGCUGGGCAAUGAGGCCCUGCAUAGCCUGACCAGAGCCGGUGACUACUCCUUGCGCGUGGACCUGCGGGCUGGGGACGAGGCCGUGUUUGCCCAGUACGACUCCUUCCAAGUGGACUCGGCCGAGGAGUACUACCGUCUCCACCUGGAAGGCUACCAUGGCACCGCAGGGGACUCCAUGAGCUACCACAGCGGCAGCGUCUUCUCUGCCCGGGACCGAGACCCCAACAACUUGCUCAUCUCCUGUGCUGUCUCUUACCGAGGGGCCUGGUGGUACAGGAACUGCCACUAUGCCAACCUUAACGGGCUUUAUGGGAGCACAGUGGACCACCAGGGAGUGAGCUGGUACUACUGGAAGGGCUUCGAUUUCUCAGUGCCCUUCACGGAAAUGAAGCUGAGACCAAGAAACUACCGGCCCCCGGGCAGGGGAGGCUGAGCCGCCGCUCACCCCUCCAGCGCCCCACCAUGACUGCCGAGCACUGAGGGGUUGCGCCUAGAGAAGAGCCAGGGGCCACCUUGACCAUCCAGCCACCAGCGGAAGCCUUCUCCACCCGCGAUCUCACAGCACCAUGUUUACAGGGGGGAGGGCAAGGGUUUGCACGGGAGCAAUAAAAGGAGACACCGAG